GACAUGCUCACCUUGUUUGGGUGAAAGUUCAACGUUCAAAGUCCUGCUUCCCCCUACAUUUGUUCACCUUAAGUUCUUCCAUCAUUUGAGUAACAGCUUAAGGUAUCAAAGUUUGAAUUCGCCGCUUGCCACUUCUUUAAUUUGUAGUCUUCUUUAUCUUUGAACUUGAUCAAACAUUUUGUUUCUUCUACGUCUUGUUCCGGACUCAGUCAACCAUCUCGAAACGUUCAAAAUGGCGGAAUCAAAACUUCUGAAUCGGCUCUCAGAAGAUUUUCUCGAGUGUCAGAUCUGCCUGCAGCCCUACCGCCGACCAAAGGUACUGUCUUGUCUUCAUUCCUUCUGUCAGCAGUGUCUUGAAGAGUUUCUUAAGAGACAAACGGUAAAAACUGAGCUGGAUUGCCCCACCUGUCGCAGCAAGACUUUACUUCCGGGUGGCGGGGUCGCGGAACUGAAAGAUAAUUUCUUUGUGGAAAGUCUGAAGGACACGGUUGGCGUCCACAAGAAGCUGACAGAUGAAGCAGAGGUUCUCCUUUGUGGUAGCUGUGAGACUAAGACUGGGGCGGAGUCUUUCUGUAUGGAAUGUGGCGACUUUCUUUGUGACGAAUGUGCCGCAAUACACCGUCGCAUGAAAGUCACAAGGGGUCACAAGAUAGUCGGAGUAGAGCAGCUCAAAGCCGACUUUGACAAUGUUAGGAUCAAGCCUCGUCCCCUGCCACCGUGUAAGAUCCACUCACAGGAGACUUUGAAAUUGUUCUGCAUCGAUUGUAGCGAGGCUAUUUGCCAGAUAUGCACCGUAUUGUCCCACAAAGACCACAAGUACGAGUAUUUCACCGACACAGCCGCCAAGGAAAAAGAAGACAUACUUGCUCUUCUUGAGAAAACAAAAAAUAAGUUGAGGGAUCUUAAGAAUGCUGAACAACAAGCGCUCGCACAGAAGAACGUGUUUGAGAAACGAGUCAAGGAAACUGCCGAGAAGAUCAAAAGCAAAGCAGAGCAAACGAUAACGGAGGUAAAUCAGCGAGAGGCAGAGUUACAGAGUUACGUGACUACAUUGAGCAAGGCCCGGAAUAAAGAGUUCUCCACGGCUAUAGAAGAGAUAGAAACGGCGACUGUGGCGUUAGAGAGCGCGGCAGAGUUCGGACGGAACAUCGUGGAACACGGGGCGGAGUUUGACAUUAUGGCGGUCGGUGCCCAGGUGAGCUAUAGACUGAAGAAACUGUUACAGGUAGAGGCUGCCAACAUAAUAGAGGAAUUACCUAAGAAGACCUACAUCGCUUUUAAGGAGGAGGAGACGUCAAUUAUGGCUAAACCUCGUCUGGGAGAAGUCAAGACAAAGAAAUUUGAAGACUCUGUCAAGCCUUUUAGCCACUGGAUCGCAUCAAGAGAUGUCCAUACCCACGGUAAAGACCACGGUCAUGUGCCUGAAAAUUAUGACAUCCACUUUGAGCCUAAAGUGUCACAGUUACAGGGAUUCGGUCAGCUGUUCAAGACCAAGCCACCAGCUGCAGCUUCGAGUGGGUCCGUUUUCGGAAAGGCCUCGCCAGCUAAAGGAGCGGGUUUUACAUUCGGUGGUCCAGCCAAGCCGGCAGAAUCCUCAGGGUUCGGCUUUGGUGGCCCAAGAAUCGGAAGUCGUCCAGCUACUGGUAUACGUACAGGAUUUAGUUUCGGGGUUAAGGCAGAUGAGACGUCCUUCAAUUCUUUAUCUCCGUUUUUCAGUCAAGCUGGAAAGCAAAUGCCGAGUAUCAAUGAUUUGGCCAAGCAGUCACUCCUGGGUGCAGAGACGGGUCCGUUAGCAGAUGCCCCGAAGCAGACAGCGACAGCCUUCGGUGGACAGGAUAGCAUGAGCGGUACGGCUUCCCCUAGCACACUGUUUCGCACUUCAACAAUAGAUACAUCAAUGUCGACACUCUCUGUUAAGGAGAUGGCUAACCAAGUUGGAGGAUUCAAGUUUACCUUUAGUCCUGAGAAGAUCAUCCCCGCAUCUAAAACAAGUGCCAAAAGCCCACUAAAAAGUCCAACCAAAAGCCCCAACAACGACGACGACUCCAAACUUCCUGAAAGGAUCGAACUCAAAACCGGAGAAGAGGAGGAGGAACAGCUGUUCAAGUUUCGAGCAAACUUGUUCUGCUGGGAUAAAGACUACAACGAGUGGAAAGAGCGAGGGGUGGGAGAAAUCAAGAUCCUACGCCACAAGACGACAAACCGUUCCCGUGUGCUGAUGAGGCGCGAAAAGGUGCUGACGGUGUGCGCGAACCACGUCAUUAACGGAACCAUGUCCCUGCAUCCAAGUUCCGGAUCCGACCGGUCUUGGGUCUGGACGGCCUUUGACGCAGCAGAAGAGGAACCAAAGGCAGAGCAGUUCGCUGUUCGGUUCAAACUCCCUGAAACCGCGGUCGAGUUCAAGACACACUUUGACCAGUGUGUCGAAAAAGCAAAGAGGUAUUCUUCCCCAACCAAAUCAAGUCCGGAGAAUAUCUCUCCCGUCCAAAAACCCUAGGACGAAAGAUUGACUGUAUAUUGGGACGGGAGCAAGUCCGAAACUCCGUCCGCAAACUUUCCGUGGAUCCGUUGGGGAAUUCAAUGGACCCGGAGCAGUCCAAACAUAUUGCGAGGAACACUAAGGCCAUGUUCAUUCAAGAGAACAGUUCGCAGUCAGCUUUUAAAGUUUCUUAAGGAUUGGGCAGUAUACUGGCUCCUUAUCUCACUGCGCUUGGAACACUGGUGUGUCACUGUGGGGUUCGAAAGAGGCUCAACGAAUUUCAGAGAUGAAGAAGAGACUUUAACAGUAUUCAUUACUGUACACUUUUGUAAGUAGGGAAAUAAAUUUGAACACCAUAAUGAUUUUCCCUUUUUUUAAUCACAUAAUUUUAAUAACAAGAAGCAGCAAUUUACACCACACUUUCACCAUACCAACAUUUUUCUAGCUGUUCACCACAAUCAUUGAACAAAUAGCUGAUGCAUGUAUUAACUAUAUAUAUAUAUGUAAUUUUAGAAAGAAAAAUUUCCAGCAAAUUGUAAAGACAGGCUACAAGUUUCAAAUUUUACAAAUAGUACUACAAAUGUUUUGGUAUAUACGUCAAGAUUGUGUCAAAUUGACGAUGCCUAAGCCAAGACAAAUGUAGAAAUUAAGCACUUUUAUCUGAAUGUCUUUCUGUGUUACGAUGUAUUUUACAUAGCUGUAUAUACAGUCUGAUUGUUUUUUGUUGUCUUACUACAUAAUUUUGUGUAAUAGAAUCAUGUGAUAGACCAACACCGAUAUCACUAUUAACUAUGGCGCAAACAUACAUCUUUAAAGAGGCAAUACUUAGUAAUAUAAGAGACAUUUUUCUUGACAUUUCAACAUGUUCAGCAUAUCAGAUUACUUCAAUAAUCUUUUCACUGCAAAUUGUCAAUAAAACAAUCAAAUCUAUUACAAUUCUAGCUUACAAAUCUGCAAUAGAAUAUUCUGAGAAGUUUUAUUAAAUCUGACAAAUUUCCCUUGAAGCCAGAAAAGCUAAUGAUAUGCUUUAAGUUUAUAAAUUUCUGCAUAGUCAAUAGUUAACUAUAUCUUUAGUUAUUAUAAUUUGAAAUUUAUCCUAAGAAUAAAUUUUUGGAUUUUAUCUAUAAGAUUUACAUACACAAAGGCUGAUUAUCUGUAUUCAAAUCACAAAACAGAUUUUAAUAUUAAAUUUUCUUCUAUAUGUAUAUUGUAGACUAAGUGUAGGUUUUAAUUUAGAUUGCUUUGAUCUAACUAAUUUUCAAAAAGAAUAGCAAAGUGUCUCUCUUUUACCAAUAGUUUUGUCAUAUUCUCAGAGCCUAUCCCAUAAUAGUACUAGUAUAGCAUCAUCGUGCUACCAAAUAUGGGCAACACAUAAUCAUGUGACCCAGAGGUUAUGAUUUGAACACUGUUGGAAGGGCCACCUUUUUUUACACUAAAAAUGAUACAGGCAAAAAAAUCAGUAAACAGUAUAGUGAAUAUAUAUUAUGAUUCUGUCUCUAGUCAAAAUUACCUACAUCAAAAUCAACUUCAAUCUAUUAUAAUUGUUAUUUUUCACAAGAAAUUGUCUUAUUUUUGGGGUUUGCUCUCUAGCUUGGAAGAAAUAUUGAGAGAUUGAAACAUAAUUUUUCUAUUUUGUCGCAGUGAUUGACUGAGAGUGGUCACUUUGUCAUAAUGCAACAUUCACACGUAUACAUUCUUUUUUUUAUGGAGAGCAUUUUGUUUUCGGUUCUAAAUUAAAUUCUAUCCAUAGUUGAAUCUCCAAAAAAAAACAAGACGGAAAUUAAACGUUUUGUCCAGGGCUAUAGCUAAAUAUGUAUAACUUUUUUCUUACCUGCAAAGCUCAUUUAUCGAAGAUUUUUUGGUGGCACUGUAUUGGCUGUCUAAGAAAAAAAAAAUACUAAUUUAAAACACUAUCAUCAUGUAAUUCCUGGCAUAAGUCAUAGUAUAUGUAUUUCUUGCUGGACAACAAAUUCAAAAACAGUCCCACUGAAAAUAAAUGGGCUUUUCA
Messenger RNA from Branchiostoma floridae (Florida lancelet), 4487 nucleotides. Its product is annotated as E3 ubiquitin-protein ligase TRIM71-like. The record is from RefSeq and is a predicted model, not a curated record. Gene Ontology annotation, biological process: intracellular transport; positive regulation of DNA-templated transcription. NCBI's taxonomy places the organism in Eukaryota, Metazoa, Chordata, Leptocardii, Amphioxiformes, Branchiostomatidae. Bases 233 to 2497 code for a protein of 754 amino acids. The transcript is spliced from 3 exons. Gene Ontology annotation, cellular component: nucleoplasm; chromatin. Gene Ontology annotation, molecular function: ubiquitin-protein transferase activity; zinc ion binding.